This is a messenger RNA of Oryza sativa Japonica Group (Japanese rice), 1587 nucleotides long. RefSeq names its product E3 ubiquitin-protein ligase Os03g0188200-like. NCBI's taxonomy places the organism in Eukaryota, Viridiplantae, Streptophyta, Magnoliopsida, Poales, Poaceae. The record is from RefSeq and is a predicted model, not a curated record.
GCACGUCACUCCUCCCACGUCUCCACCUCUUCUCCCGCCGCCUUCUCCUUAUUUUUUCCUCUCGCCAUCACACAUCUCUCCACUUCCACCUCCACCUCCAUGGCGCCCACCACCACAUGCCAACGCAUCCUCCUCCUCCUCCUCCUCCUCCUCCUCCUCGCCAUUGCUCGGCCUGCCUCGUCGCAGCUCUUCACGCCGGCGCCGCCGCCACCGGUACAGGCUGCGGAUGGCGGCGGGAGCGCGGGCUUUAACGUGGCGACGUCGCUCCUCUUCGUCGGGGUUGUCAUCGCGCUCUUCUUGCUCGGCUUCUUCUCCGCGUACCUCCGCCGCUGCUCCGAGGCCGCCACCGCCGCGCACCGUCUCCGUGGGGGCGGGGGCGGCGGCGCGGUGCACGCCAGCGCGGCCGUGGCGGCCGCCGCCGCGGCGGCGUUCGCGGGGAGCGCCGGGAGGAGGAGGGGGCGCGCGGGGCUCGACGUCGCCGCGAUGGAGGCGCUGCCGGUGCUGACGUACGCGACGGCGAGGGCGGUGAAGGCCGGGCGCGGGGCGCUCGAGUGCGCGGUCUGCCUCGCCGAGUUCGCCGACGGCGGCGAGAAGCUCCGCCUCCUCCCCGGGUGCUGCCACGUGUUCCACGCCGCCUGCAUCGACGUCUGGCUCGCCGCGCACGUCACCUGCCCCGUCUGCCGCGCCGACCUCGCCGACCCGGCCGUCGCCGCCGCCGGCCACGUCCUUGCCGCUGACCUCGCCGCGCAGGCAGAGGCGCCCAACCACACGGUGGUCAACGUCGACACACCGGAGUCAACGAUCGGAAAGGACUCGCCGUCCGAUCAGCAGCCGCCGGAGUCGUUGACGGCGGAGGAGCGGGUGGACCGGUACACGCUGCGGCUGCCGGAGAGGCUGAAGAGGGAGAUCGAGGAGGCCAAGCUGCUCCGCCGGUCGGUGAGCGCGGUCACCGCGCCCGCGGCCGCGUCGAGCGGGCGGUGGGCGUCGGCGGCGUCGCGGACAAUGUCGGCGGCGCGUCCGAGCCGGCGUUGGUCGGCGCUGCUCCGUGCAUUGUCCGGGCCGCGAUACAGCGACAUGGACGGCGGCGGCGGCGGCGGCCGGAGGGUGGCGCCGCUGCAAACCCACGGCGCCACCGGCACGAGCCAUGGCGAAGGGGAGGACGUCGAGGUGGUGGUGGUGCACGGCGACGCCGGGACGGACGUGGAGAAGUACUACGCGCACAGCCUCACGUUCGCGGGAUUCGUGAUCGACGGCGACGUCGCCGCCGGCGACUGGAACCCCGAGGUGUUCCAGGUGUCCACCGCCGUUCCAGCCGCCGCCGGCGCCACAGCGAUGAAAUGCAACUCAUAUUGAUGAAAUUUAAUUUCAAUAGGAGCUGUACACAUUUUUCUUUCCUUGGUAAUCUUUUCAUUCCAGCAAUCCUUUUAGAAGUAGAAGAGGGGAUUAAAUGCUUAUGGUGAAUGUACCCCUAAUUUUAAUAGGAACUGUACAUUUUAGAUCAGACAAUUUGUUGAUGUAUGUGGUAAUCUUUGCAAGAACUACAGAACAUGAAAAAAAACCCCUAACAAUCUCUAAUUCAUGGGGAUA